AUGGCGCUCACAAUGCUGCCUGCCGCUGCGGAUGCCACCGCUGCGGAUGCCACUGCUGCGGAUGCUCAGGCGCACACGCAUCAGACCCAGCACGCCAUUGCCAGCGCGGCUACGCUAAGGGAGCUGUUGGCCAGCGACCCACCCCCCAUGCUGCCCGCUCAGGUGGCUGUGGGAAGCGGCGCGACGGGAUCUCGUGGCGCUGCACCUCCCGGUCGCAUAGAGAUCAUCGACUAUGCCUAUCGACGUAGGGAAGCUGCUGCUGCAGACAGUCGAGAGGUGUCGAGUCCGAUGCUCCGAGUCAGCAGCACAUCCUCCUCCUCAUCUGAGGGAGAGGGAGAAGCUGAAGCAGAAGGAGAGAGUGCGGGAGGGGGAGAGGGCGUCGGGGAAGGCACAGACGCAGGCACGGCAGGCAUCACCGCUUCCAUCUCUUCCUUGCAGUCACGUGAAUCCAGACCCGACACUCUGACUGAAAGCGCAUCAUACACAGACGACCACGAUGCCGCACAUACGGACGCCGCCAACGACAGCUACUUGGCGCUGGGACAGAGUUACGUCAGCAAUGCUAGUUCAUUCUUACACGACGCUGUCCAGAUGCUCGCGCCAAACGACUAUCUUCGCGCGGCCAACGCCUUUGAGCCGCUGGACGAGGAGGCAGAGGCAGAGGUGGCCAGUCUGAUGAGUAUGAGUCAGAGUGGCAGUCGCACUCGCACUCGCACUCGCACUCGCACAUGCAGUCAAGCACAUAGCGGCAUCCUCCCAGGCAACCGUCACUUUCACUCGGACGAUGACCGCGUGGGAGCAGCAGCCGCAGCAGCCGCAGCAGCAGCAUCUGGCCUCUCGCUGCGUCAAGCACUGGAGGCAGAUGAUCACGCCUCGCUGUCCGAGCAUUCAUCCCUCAUUUCUCGUCAUCCCAUGACUUACAGUCAGAGUGCGAGUCACGGUCACGAUGCGCUGAAUCGCUACUACGCGGCGCCAUCUCUGCGCGGCGAUGCUUCUCUCUUCAGCUUGGCCCGCACCCACGCAUCGGUCAUGGGAGAGCCCUUGGCAGCGGGCGAGACUUCCAUCACGCUGCGCGAAGCCAUGCUGUCCGUAUCGCCCACGCCCUCCAGCAAUCUCGGUCUCAUCCUCAUCGCCCUCAGCCAAAUCUGCUACAGCUGCAUGAACCUUUUCGUCACCCUGCUCGACGCUCGCGAAGGCGCAGAAGCUCCGGGUAGGGGCUACAGUGACGGUCUCACCCCUCCCCUGGGAGCGCUCGAGGUCGUCUUUGUCGAAACGCUCAUCAUCUGGGUCGCGUGCCUGGCAGUCAUGAAGAUUGCACGCACAGAGCACAUGUGAGUGGCAGCGCAGAUGAGUCACCACAAGUCUCGCAUGCGACGCUGACCGCGUAACUCCUCUCGCCCAAUCGAUGCCUCGCCGCCUGCGUAGCCUGCUGGGCCCGCCCGGCGCAGUGCGCUACGCCUUGGCGGUCAGAGGCAUCGCUGGCUGGCUGUCCACGCUGUUCCUCUACAUCAGUCUGCAGAUGCUCGCACUGUCCGACGCUACAACCAUCUGCUUCUUAUCUCCAUUGGCUACCGGCAUUCUGGCAACAAUCUUCCUCGCGGAACCCUUUACCGUGCGCGAGCGCAUUGCUGGUGCUUCUUCUUUGCUGGGCGUCGCUAUGAUCGCGAGACCUGCUUUCAUCUUUGGACCCCGCAGCGCUGGACAACCUGGCGCACCGCCCGCCGCACCUGGCGACACACCCCCUCAACCAGACGAUCCAUUUCCGCACUCUCCACAAGCUGAUGAUGGCAGCAAACAGCUCAUCGGCGUGCUUGCUGCACUCGCAAGCGUUGCCACAGUGGCAGUGGCAUGGGUCGCUCAGCGACUCAUCGGAAGGCGUGCGAGCACGUAUCAUUCCAUCAGUGCGUACUUUACAACCUCAUUCGAUACAGCGGCUGCCCAUCUUGUUGACUCACAAGGCCUCUGCUGCCCUCCCUCUGCGCAGCCUAUUUCUCUGGUGCUUCAUGGGCGCUAUCUCUCGCCUGUAUGCUCAUUCUCCGGCAACCCUUUGUAGUCCCGAGCACCCCAUUGUGAGUGGCACGGCACGGGUCAGAUUUCUCAUGCAAGCGCAGCCUCUGAAAUCAAUACCACCACUCCUGUAUGAACAGGUCCGCCUUUUUUCUCGUCGGCGUCGGAAUUUUCAGCUUGUGUGCACAAGUCUUUCAAACGGUGAGACACGAGACGCUUGUCACGCACAUGCUGCCAAGCUGACCUUCUCGUCUCACAAUAUGAAGCUUGGUUUGCAACGAGAGAAAGCGGGCAGGGCGGCGGUCAUGAGUUAUCUUGUGAGUCGACUUGCGUUAGGGAGCCUGCGUACAGCAUCGCCUGACCUUUGACCUGCUUCCACUUUUGCAGCAAAUUUUCUUCGCGACGACUUUCCAGGUCUUGCUGCUCGGCACUCCGCUCGAGCCUCUUUCGGUCGCGGGCGCGUGUCUGAUUCUGGCUAAUGGUGCUUGGGUAGCAGCCGCGGGCGGCAAGGAAGAUGGAGGCGUUGCAAUGCAUUGA
This is a messenger RNA of Ceraceosorus bombacis, 2544 nucleotides long. The record is from the annotation of a GenBank genome assembly. NCBI's taxonomy places the organism in Eukaryota, Fungi, Basidiomycota, Exobasidiomycetes, Ceraceosorales, Ceraceosoraceae.